Molecule: messenger RNA, 2352 nt
Organism: Lachancea dasiensis
Lineage: Eukaryota; Fungi; Ascomycota; Saccharomycetes; Saccharomycetales; Saccharomycetaceae
Source: the annotation of a GenBank genome assembly
AUGGAAGUCAAAAACUUGCAUCGCAAAAUGGAUACUGGCGAUUUGGAAGGUUCCACCAGGCGCAAUAGCCAUCGCGGUUCGACUUUGAAAGCGAAAGCUACAGACACUUUGUCAGUGUCCGGGACGUCUUCUGCUGGCAACAGCUUGACGGCCAGCGUACCUUCGGAUUCUAGUAAAGACACCAAAUCGUCACCCUCGUGGACGUCGUCCAUCUCCACCAUUACGGAGGAGCUCCCGGCCCCAGAGGUUCCGGAAUCUAUGACGAGAGUUUCCUCCUCCUCGAGUGUUGCCUCGAUGCAAAACCGUUCUGCACCAGUGGGCGCUUCUUCUUCUUCAUCGCCACCGCAGCUCAAGCGUGGGAAUAGCGACGUCGUUCGUUCCUGGAACGUUCUUCCCAAAAUUGGCGAAACCUUGCAUCAACACAAAUAUUCCAUGAAUGUGGCUGUUCAUAGUGUAAACGGAACCCCUAGGCGAAUCGUCUAUGACCCUCGUUACAAUCCCAUCUGCCCCAAGCUUGAAAUAUUUUAUAUGUUCAACGCCCAGUCACCGCCCGUGGAUUCUUAUGUUCAUGCCAAAUCCAGACUGCAAUCCUUCGUCAAGUUUCUGGAAGUCUACCACAAUUCAAGAAGAUUUGCAGCUGCUUGCAUGCCAUUUAAUGUCAGUGUUUCUGCGAACGCUCUUGCUAGUGGCUAUCCGUCAUUUACUUCAGGCGUGAAUUACCAGGAAAUCGGAGAAGUUAUCCAACUCUGGCACCUACAAGCACUGAAGUUUUUGUUAGACAAAAAGUCUUUUCUUUACUCAAGGGAUAUUGUAGAGUAUUUGGUGGAUUUUGCUCCCAAGAAAUAUGCGCUUCUAAAGAACAAACCGUUAAGCGGAGAUGCAGCUUCCCGGACUUACGAGGAAACAGUUCAGAGAGCAGAUAUCUUACUUCUACGAUGCUCUUUCGAGGAAGAACUAGGAUGGCAGCUGGCUCUGGACGAACCUAACUGGAAUGUUAUCGACCUGUUUAUCGAUUUCUCACUUCUCCGGAAACCCUCAUUCACUACAGGAUAUGAUGACCCCAAUGACACUCUGAAGCUGCGAUAUGAAAACGAUGAAAAUCUAUUUUCCAGCUCAUCGGCAAGUUCGGCCUCGAGCGCCUCUUCGCCUGGGUCCAAUUCUAAUUCACCAGGUGCGAAGGUACAAGAAGACGUCACAUCACCUGCACCCAAUGGAAGUAAAAGCGUCUCUUCGCCACCCCAGUCUAUGCUGCAGUCUUCUCGACCAACAAAAAGUUCAUCAAUAAUAGUUCAGGAUUGUGUUGGGCGUGAUUUGGCUGAACUGUCACCGAAGAUGCAGCAAAACCAGGAAAUAGCUGAAAGCCGGAGACCCAGCGUCUCCGAGACACCAAGUCAAGAGAGUCUUUCCGAGCCACAGGUGAAAGGAAAAGGCAAGAAAGAACAGACUAGUAUGCUUGGUCGCGGCUCUUCAGCCUUUGGGCUAUCUAGUUUCUUUAGAAGAAGGAACUCGCAUGCUGGUGUCGAAAAGAAUGAUUCGGCAGCCAGCUCUCGACAAUCGUCACCCCAUGAAGCCGCCAAAGUGCCUUUGAAUAUUCAAAACAAAUAUUUGGAAGACUACUAUGCUUCAACUUUGGCCAACUAUAGAAAGCUUGUCACUCCGGCGCAUAAGCUAUUCAGUGAAAAGGUAACAUCAAAGCAAGAUCAACACGAAAAAACACCAGGGGUAAAAGAGACAAGGUCUUAUCAGGAGGAUUUUCGUCAAGUGAAGCUACCCUUUAAUGACAAUGCACUUCCGGUCGUGAUGUGCCCUGAUAUUUGGUUUUCAGUUGAGCUUCGAAAGUGGAAAGGGCUUCUCAGCGAAAUAUUUCGAUGUAUCAGACCGGGGGGCUAUCUGGAGACUUCUACGUGCAAUUUUGCAACUGUAAACGAUUGCAAUGAUCUUGAAAAAUCAGCUAAUGAGUUUUCUACUUCUGCUGAGAUGAAAGCCUUGAAGGAUGCCAUAUCAUUGGAAGCAGCUAGGACCGGUAUCCAAGUUUUCCCUAUGAGGCAUCUCGUACCAGUCCUUAAAAAGGUCGGCUUCGUCAAUAUAAAGCAUUCGGUGGUCAGCAUCAAGAGAGGUGACCUGACCAACAAGAUGGGCAUGCUUUUUGAGUUCCUAGCAAUGCACCAAUAUGACUAUCAGUUGCGGGCAAACUUUCUUUCUUCUAAAACUGCACCUGCUGGUACUGACUUAGCUUCUUUCCCGUUGCGCUACAUUAAUGAACAUAUGGACAAAGCCGACGAAAACGCUGGCGUUCUGCGGUUUGUUUUGAUAAGUGCUCAAAAACCAGAUGUCGGGACAGAUACUAGUUAA